This is a messenger RNA of Theileria annulata, 270 nucleotides long. Its product is annotated as acyl-coa-binding protein, putative. The transcript has a single exon. Gene Ontology annotation, molecular function: fatty-acyl-CoA binding. NCBI's taxonomy places the organism in Eukaryota, Apicomplexa, Aconoidasida, Piroplasmida, Theileriidae. The coding region runs from base 1 to 270 and encodes 89 amino acids. Gene Ontology annotation, biological process: fatty acid metabolic process. The record is from RefSeq and is a predicted model, not a curated record.
AUGUGUGAUGAAUCCUUUGAUUCGGCUGUUAAGUAUGUCGCUGAAACAACUACUAUGAAGGCAACUGACGAACAAAAGCUCUUGUUUUACAAAUACUUUAAACAGGCCACCGUUGGAGAUUGUAACACAUCAAAGCCUGGAUUUAUGGAUUUUAAGGGCAAAGCUAAAUGGGAAAGCUGGAAUUCCGCAAAGGGCAUGAGUAAGGAGGAAGCAAAAAGGUCAUAUGUGGAAUUAUUGACUAAACUAGAACCAAACUGGAAAUCAUCAUAA